GCACCGUUUUAUGUGUCUCGGACGUGACGAUGGCGAGUGUGCUGCGCUGCCACGAUCUCGUGCGCCUUGUGGCGUCGUUCCAGGAUGGUCAAUACCUCGCCGUGUGUAGCUUCCUCCGCCUGCCGCGCAGCUGCUUUGCCGACCUCGACAUGCCACCAGACGUCGAGUGGGGCCACCACUACGCCCGCGCCGUCGCCACCGACGGCGACGUGGCCGCAUGGUACGCCACGUACGGCGUCCACGGCCUUUUGCGCCUCCUCGCUGCCAACGUCCGGCCCUGCGUCCAAGGCAUCUACUAUUGGAUCGUAGCGUGCCGAUGCGAACGCCUCUUGCAAGCGAUUGAGAUUGCCUGCCCAUCGACUGCACCGCGUGGCUUGCUCGACGUUGCCGCUGCCCGCGGCCACGAGACACUCGUACACUGGCUACAGUCCCACGGCCAUGACACGUGCUCGACAAACGCGAUGGACCUUGCGGCCGAGCGCGGCAGUCUUCGCGUCCUCGCGUACCUCCAACGGCACCGAACCGAAGGCGCGACGUCGGUCGGUUUCGAAGCCGCCGUCCAACAAGGUCACCUCGACGUCGUGCGUUUUCUUUACGAGCACUACCCAGGCCUCUGUCGUCCCAACAUUUACGAGAUCGCGGCCGCGUAUGGCCAACUCGACGUUCUCAAGUAUCUCUGUCGGUACACGGCCCCCUUUGCCGUCUCCAUCCAGCGCGCCAAGCAAACCGCAGCGCAGACAGGUCACUUUGACGUGCUCCUCGCCCUCCACAAGCUCUACCCACGCCCUGAGCACCUAGUGCCCAUUGCACGUAGCGCGCUCAAGCGUCAGCACGUCGCGCUCUGCGAUUUUUUCGCGCGUUCUCUCUGGCCCGUACGAGGAAGCUUGGAAGCCUACGUCGGCCGCAACUGCGUACAGUCGUGCAUCAUUGAAGCGUCACGCGCAGGCAAUUUGCCGAUACUCGAGCUCAUCGACGUCUACGAGCCGCGCGUACCAUGGCCCCCGGAGGCCUUCGAGCGCGCAGUCGCGGCGGGCCACGACCACAUUGCUCACCUCAUUUCAUCCCGGCACCAAGAGGCGGUGACGCUGACGUCGGUCGACGCUGCCAUGGCCAGCACGCGAGCACCACUCGCCCUUGUCGUAUUUCUCCUCGAGACGUUGGGUUUGCGCAGCGACCCACGCAUUGCGGUGCUCCACGGCCGAACGGAUGUCUUACAAUACCUCGUGGACCACCCGUGGGCGGUUCGUGACGGCGGCUGGGGCCCCGAGCUUCUCAACUUGGCUGCUGCGCACGGUCGGCUCGAUAUGGUCACACUUCUGCACACAAGGCGCCCGGACGAUGGCUGCACGUAUGCUGCGAUGAACCUCGCCGCGGGUUUUGGCCACUUGGACGUCGUCGCGUAUCUAAACGAGCACCGAUCCGAGGGCUGCACGGACGACGCGCUGUGGAAAGCGAUGGGUCGCCGCCACUACGCUAUGGUGCAGUACCUUUACAGCCAUUGUGCUGGCUACUUUAGCAGUGACGCUAUGGCGGCGGCCAAGACCUUUCUUGGCGCGCCUGUGCACUGGGACCGCAAAGGCAGUCUUGGUGAGCUCGUCUGCUAGUAGAUAUUACAUGUACUUGACAAACAAUAGUAUCCUUACCGUGUAGCCGAUAUCGAUAACGCCACGGGCUGAAGACUGCCGCAGCACGAGUUGGUCGUAGCAGCCGCCGCUUGUAAUGCGGCAAGACUACUCUAACCGAGUGCGUAUGGCGAUUAACACGUAGCUAGAGUCAAAGUGGUUGAAUUUCAUUGCCGCCCGUG
This is a messenger RNA of Saprolegnia diclina VS20, 1804 nucleotides long. RefSeq lists its product as hypothetical. The record is from RefSeq and is a predicted model, not a curated record. The transcript has a single exon. The coding region runs from base 30 to 1604 and encodes 524 amino acids. NCBI's taxonomy places the organism in Eukaryota, Oomycota, Saprolegniomycetes, Saprolegniales, Saprolegniaceae.